AAUUCUAAUAGUUGUUGGAGCUAUCUGUCAGCGACCUCCCGACCCGAUUCCCCCCCAAGUCCCAACCAUUGCCAGAGAAUACCAACGGACCAAACCCCCAAACGCCGACAACGAGAGAGAGUGAGAGAAGUGUGUCUCAUUCAAAAUGGCGUCGCCGUGAAAGGCCAUGGCUUCCCCGGAGCCGUGGAGCUUGGAUCCAGCUCGCCGAUCUCCAGCUUCCUCUCCUUCUUCUAUAAAAGGCCACACAGCUUCCGAUUUCCCGAGAAGCAGCGGCAAUCGGGAGAGCGAAAGCAGCUCCAGGAUGACCGUCGACGGCCUCAUCCGGACGGCCAGUACCUCCACUCCGCCGUCGGAGUCCACUCCCCUGGGCACGCAGGUCACCCGCGCUGACCCCCCGGCGGCUCCCCGGAGGACCGUCGACGACGUGUGGAGGGAGAUAGUGUCAGGCGAGAGGAGGGUGUGCAAGGAGGAAGUGCCGGACGAGGAGAUGAUGACGCUGGAGGAUUUUCUGGUGAGGGCCGGGGCGUCCGUCGGGGAGGACGAGGAGGUGGAGGUGAAGGAUGUUAGGGUGGUGCAGCCGCUGCCACCUCAGCCUCCUGCUCACCAGCUGAGCGGCAGCAUGUUCGCGAUCGAGCCGAAGGUGGAACCUUCCAUGAUCGGGUUCGGGAAUGGGGCCGAGGUGAUUGGAGGGGGAGGUAGUGGGCUGAGAGGGAAGCGAGGGCCGCCUCUGCUGGAGCCGUUGGACAGGGCGGCGCAGCAGAGGCAGCGGAGGAUGAUCAAGAACAGAGAAUCUGCGGCCAGGUCUAGGGAGAGGAAGCAGGCAUACCAGAUAGAAUUGGAAGCAUUGGCUGUAAAACUCGAAGAGGAGAAUGAGCUGCUGUUGAAGGAGAAGGCUGAGAGGACAAGAGAAAGGCGCAAGCAGCUCAUGGAGAGAGUGGUCCCCAUUGUUGAGAAGCCAAAAUCAGCUCGUGCUUUACGAAGAGUUCGGUCCAUGCAGUGGUAAAUCAUCAAGAUGGAUGCUUAUGCCUGGAAAGUGGAGCAUAUCUGCUCAGCGUCAUCCCUACAACAAGGUUAGGCUAGAUAGUAUGUAGUUGAUAGAGUAGAGAAGUAAUUUUCCACAAGGACGUGGGGAAUUGCCCAGCGAAGAAAUUUGUUAUAUUCCUACCAGAGGAAUUAUCGAUGUAGCUCUCAACACUACCGCUACUUCCCCCAACAGGACCAAUUGAUUCCUUUGUAAUUUAACAGCGGGGAUCGGAGAAAUUUGUAUAGAUAUGAAAGAUUCAGGAGUCGAUGAGUGUAUAUCAAUGAGAAAGUUGCUAUUU
Molecule: messenger RNA, 1322 nt
Organism: Punica granatum (pomegranate)
Lineage: Eukaryota; Viridiplantae; Streptophyta; Magnoliopsida; Myrtales; Lythraceae
Source: RefSeq, a predicted model, not a curated record